AUGGCAUUACAAUCAAGCUCAGGAGGGCGGGGAGCAGCGCCGGCCUCGACGCCGGAGCUCCUCGACCUCACCAUCGACAACAUUACCCAAAACACCAUCGUCAUAAACUCUCAGGCGCCAUCCGUUCGCCUCCGCUACGUCAUGGAGCGGCUCGUGACGCACCUGCACGACUUUGCGCGGGAGACGCGGCUGUCGACCGAGGAGUGGAUGGCGGCCAUCAACUUCCUGAUCGCGACGGGCCAAAUCUCGGACGACAAGCGCAACGAGUUCAUCCUGCUGUCCGACGUGCUCGGCCUGUCGCUGUUGGUCGACAACCUCAACCACCCGACGCCGCCCGGCUGCACCGAGGGUUCCGUCCUGGGUCCGUUCCACACCCACGACGCCCCGACGCUGGCCAACGGCGAGAGCAUGACGUCGGACCCCGAAGGGGAGCCCAUGCUGGCUGUGUGCACCGUCAAGGACCGCGACGGCAACCCCCUGGCGGGCGUCAAGGUCGACAUCUGGGAGACCGACUCGGGUGGCCACUACGACGUGCAGCACAGCGACAGGGAAGGGCCCAGCGAGCGCUGCGUCAUGGUCUCGGACGACCAGGGCCACUUCUGGUUCCGCGGCCUCAAGCCCGUCAGCUACCCCAUUCCCAAUGACGGGCCGGUCGGGAAGCUCCUGGAGAAGUUGGGGAGGCACUGCUGGCGGCCGGCGCAUGUGCACUUUAUGUUUGAGAAGGAGGGGUGGGAGAAGUUGAUCACUGCACUCUAUAUACGCGGCGACCCCUACGAAAAGACAGACGCCGUAUUCGGCGUCAAGUCGAGCUUGACAAUCGACCUGGACAAGGUCGACGCUGCGACUUCGAGCGAGUACGGCGUGCCCGAGGGUACGUGGCUGCUGCGUCGCGACUUUGUGCUGGUGACCCAGGAGGAGACGUCCAAGCUGCGUGAUGAGAAGGCAGUCGAAGCCCUCAAGAAGCUGGGACUCAAGGUCAGGCUGGAGGACCAUUUGCCAGUUCCGGAUCUAGACUAG
Pyricularia pennisetigena is the source of this 1017-nucleotide messenger RNA. RefSeq lists its product as uncharacterized. The transcript is spliced from 2 exons. Lineage: Eukaryota; Fungi; Ascomycota; Sordariomycetes; Magnaporthales; Pyriculariaceae. Gene Ontology annotation, molecular function: catechol 1,2-dioxygenase activity; ferric iron binding. Gene Ontology annotation, biological process: catechol-containing compound metabolic process. The record is from RefSeq and is a predicted model, not a curated record. The coding region runs from base 1 to 1017 and encodes 338 amino acids.